Scomber japonicus (chub mackerel) is the source of this 1066-nucleotide messenger RNA. RefSeq names its product microtubule-associated tyrosine carboxypeptidase 1-like. The record is from RefSeq and is a predicted model, not a curated record. NCBI's taxonomy places the organism in Eukaryota, Metazoa, Chordata, Actinopteri, Scombriformes, Scombridae. The coding region runs from base 8 to 1066 and encodes 352 amino acids. The transcript is spliced from 4 exons.
CGUGGUGAUGGUGUUGGACUCAGGAGAAGUCUUCAUGGAUCAGGUUGAGGGUAAGAGCGUCGGGAGCAGCAGGGAACCGGGCAACCGAGUCCCCAAAACCACUGCCACCAAUCCCAGACCGCCGGCCAGAAGGAGCAAUGUCGCCAAGAAGGAGAAAGAGAAAGAGAAAGUGUCCCACAACGGACUUCCUGCCCAGACCAACAGCAGCGGCCAGCUAGUAGAGAGGAGGUCAUCGUCAUUAAAAGGCGGCGCCACACCCAGACCGCCCCUCCGCCGCCCUCUCAGCCUGGAGAUGACCCCCCAGCGCCUGCGGGGGUCUCAGGAGCAGAUGGCGGACAGGCGGAUCGUGCAGCCUCCGUGGCGCAGCGGUUCGGCGGCCCCUUCGCCUCCGGCUCGCAGCCUUACCAGCCCCAGCCUGGGAGCGGGCGGCUGGAUGCGCCGCAGCGAGAGCACCUGCUCCGUCAACUACUCCCUGGGGCUCCGAGCCGGCAGGGGCCAAAUGAGACCGGCCACGUCCCUGCCGCACAUCGCUAAGGGGACGGGGAGCACGACGAUGCCCGGAUCCGCCAGGCCCUGUCUGCUGGUCGCACUGCGGCCUCUGAACUUGGAGCAGGAGAAGCAGGCGUUCUUCCAGUCGGACUACAAGUACGAGCCGCAGUUUGAGUACGCUCAGCCUGAGCCGAGGAGCGUGCUGGAGAAGUACAGAGAGGGAUCGGGACUCUUCCUCGAACAGGCGGUCGGGAUCAUGGAGUGCGUCCUGAAGAAGUUUGCCUCCUAUGAGAACUUCGAGGAUGUGACGGGCGGCAACGUGCUCCCUAAAAGUCAAGUCUGGGCUGCCGUGCGUAAAUACCUGCAGAAGGAAGGCUGCGUGGGAGAGGUCGUGGUGCGCCUGUCUGACGAGCUGCUGUCUCAGGCCGUCAUGGUGGUGGAGAGCUGUCGUCCCACUCUGACCAUCAACCUGGCCGGAGCUCGACAGCACUGGCUGGAGGGGAUGCUGAGACAUGAAAUAGUGUGCACACCUCUGCAGGAGCUCAGCAACGAUCAACCUCCACGCUCGCUGCCCUAA